Molecule: messenger RNA, 347 nt
Organism: Neurospora tetrasperma FGSC 2508
Lineage: Eukaryota; Fungi; Ascomycota; Sordariomycetes; Sordariales; Sordariaceae
Exons: 1
Coding region: 68-259 (63 amino acids)
Source: RefSeq, a predicted model, not a curated record
CGUAAAACCAAAAGCAAUGUAAAAAGGGGGCCAAGGGUCUGCGGUUGGUGAUGAUGAUAACCCUUUGAUGCCGUCGUCCGGUAUCCCAGUCCCACAAACGCGCUAUCAGCUGAAGGAGAAAGAAGACUGGACACUAAAUCGCAAAGACAAAUCGCUUUUGGCGGGGAUUUAUUCGAAGAGGGGAAGCCUUAGUCCAGGCGGUGAAGGAGACACCAAGUCGAGGGAACAGGCCAAUGUUUUUAGGGUGGAAAGAGGUUGAAAGUUGUAUGGUAGAGAGAGGUGGUAAUAACGCUGUGUCCCGUCAGGUCUCGCCGUUGUUCUGUCCGGUCACAGUCCCAAGGUGGGGU